AUGGUUUGUUUGAGUCAUUUUAUUAUCAUUGCUUUUUUUGCAACAUUUUCAGUUGCUCAUAAUAUGAAAUUCAAAAUCUAUGGAGAAUCAACAGUAUAUUGGGCGUGUAUUUUUCAGACAUUUACUACUGCUAAAUUUUGUAGUAAAAUGGGUGUCUAUUCAUGUAUUUGUUCCAAUCAGAAUGGGUUAGCAACAUUAGCUGGUUGUAUGGCUUAUCAUAAUAGAAAUUCAACUAAAGUAAUUAAAGCUGCCGAAGAUAGUUGUUUCAUUGAUGGAGGUACGACUCUUUCUAAGAACUGGUUUGAUGAAUCUUACCAAUACUACCUUGAACAUGCUGUUGAAUUAAGUGAUAUACCGAAUUUUAAUUUCAGUGUCCCCAUUGAUGUCCCACUUAAACUUAACACAACCAUGAUUCUAUUGACUAAAGGUGCAUAUGAUCAAUAUUUAGGCAACUUUGAUAAUUCGUUUUAUUACGGGGCAGGUGCUUUGGGUUAUUGGUUAUUGGUAAUGAUAAUUGAAGGCGUUGUAAAUUGGACAAAAUUUUUAUUCCCUAUGUUGGUUAAUCGAUUAACAUUUGCUCCCAUAACCUGGUGGAGAGAAUAUGUUUCCAUGCCAGCAACAUUUAGAAAAAGAAAGGCACAGCAGUGGCCGUUAUUGAAAUACUUUGAUUGUUUGAUACCAUCAAGAUACGAAUCGUUAGUAAUUCUUGGAUUCUAUGCUUAUGUUAUUGUAGUUCAUUGUAUUAAAAUUCACUAUGUUGAAGGGCUGGAGGUAUUUGAAAGCAAAUAUGAGUUUCUAAUUCGAGUUGUUGCCGAUCGUACAGGGAUAGUUGCAAUUGUUAUGAUGCCAUUGGUUUUCCUUUUUGGUGGUAGAAACAACUUUAUGCAAUGGAUAACUGGUAUGUCCUAUAAUCAGUUUAUGACUUAUCAUCGUCAUAUAUCUAGAGUAAUGUUUGUAUUAGUUGUUCUUCACUCGGUUGCAUUCACCAUUGAGGAUCGUGAUUAUUAUAGUCAAUGGGCAGCUGAACCAUAUUUUUACUGGGGAAUUAUUGCUACAGUUGCAAGUGGAUUGAUAAUGAUUCAAACAAUACUUUACUUUAGACGGAAUUGCUAUGAAAUGUUUUUGUUCAUUCACAUAGUUAUGGUUGCCAUUUAUAUUGUUGGUACAUGGAUUCAUGUUGAUGAUCUUGGUUACGUUUGGUUCUGUUAUGCUAGUAUUGCACCUUGGUGUUUUGAUAGAUUGAUUAGAAUUGUUAGGUUGUUGUGGUUUGGAUUCCCCAGAGCCAAAGUUACCUUGAUGACUAACGACACUAUUAAAGUUGUUAUCUCUAAACCACGGUACUGGUAUUCUAUUCCUGGUGGUUAUAUAUUUAUUUCUUUCUUCCGUGUUUCCUGUUUCUGGCAAUCACAUCCGUUUACAAUUGUUGAUUCACAAGAUGGUAAGAAUAUUAUUCUUUUCUGUAAAGUCAAAGGAGGUAUGACACAUGGGUUGUGUAAAUAUUUGGCUAAACAGCCAGGUCGGACUGCUUCUAUUACUGUUGCCGUUGAAGGUCCAUAUGGCCAUCCAACACCAGCUAGAGGAGCCGAUACGACUGUGUAUAUUGCAGGUGGAAAUGGUAUCCCUGGUCUUUAUUCUGAAGCUACAUACAUGGCAAGAAAAGUACUGCCGAACUCCAAGAAGAUAAUUAAAUUGAUUUGGAUUGUUAAAGAGUACUCCUCGUUGAUUUGGUUCUAUGAUGAACUUAAACAGUUGAAAGAUACUAGCAUACAGACUACCAUUUAUGUUACACGUUCAGAGGUGUCUACUAGUAGUGACGUUGAUAAAAAAUUAGACAACAAGGAAUGUGAAGACGACGACAAAGAAUCCAUCAAGUUGAGAUUGGCUCAUAUUCAGUUUAAUGAAGGAAGGCCAUCAAUUGAAGAUUUGAUUGUUGAUGAAAUUCGUGAAUCUCAGGGUUCAAUCGCCUUUGUUACUUGUGGAAACCCAACAAUGGUUGAUGAAGUUCGUUAUUUCACGAGCCAUAAUCUCAGUAAUUUGGACCAUAAAAGAGUUGAUUUCUAUGACCAAUUACAAGUCUGGGCUUAG
Messenger RNA from Candida tropicalis MYA-3404, 2085 nucleotides. Its product is annotated as ferric reductase family protein. NCBI's taxonomy places the organism in Eukaryota, Fungi, Ascomycota, Pichiomycetes, Serinales, Debaryomycetaceae. The coding region runs from base 1 to 2085 and encodes 694 amino acids. The transcript has a single exon. Gene Ontology annotation, biological process: copper ion import; iron ion transport; intracellular iron ion homeostasis. The record is from RefSeq and is a predicted model, not a curated record. Gene Ontology annotation, cellular component: plasma membrane. Gene Ontology annotation, molecular function: ferric-chelate reductase activity.